UCAGUCAGCUGGUCAUUUACAUGCUGCCGAAUGAUAGUUUGUGUUUGCGUUCAGUUCACGAGCAGCAGGAAAGUUGCACAACAGACUGAAAGAUGUUUGUUGAAGAUGCUCUUAAAGAACUUUGGUCUGUUAGGAAAGCCUCAAAUGUGUGAGUUACACAAACAGGAAGAGUUCAUCACAUGCUUUGUCAAAUCUCUGAUAAAAGCACAAUUUUAUGGAACUUUGUGAUGUAUUUAUUAUUGUUUAUUUAUUUGUUCCGGAGUGAUUCUUGACAAGGGAUGGUAAAAUAUCUGUUGGAGGACCGAGUCAUGGUUUAACGUCCAAAGUCAGUCAUGGAGGAGCUGGAUCCAGAGGAGCAGUUCCUCAGGGAUGCCAGGAACGGGAACCUCGAAGGCAUCCAGAGGCUUCUGAUGUGCAAGAUAAAGGAGGAGGUCAACAUCGACAUCAACUGCAAGGGCAAGAGCAAAUCAAAUCAUGGCUGGACACCGCUUCAUCUGGCAUGUUAUUUUGGACACAGAGAUGUUGUUGAAGCAUUGCUCAAAGCUGGAGCUGAUGCCAAUUUGCCAAAUAAUGUCGGAGACACACCACUCCAUAAAGCAGCAUUCACAGGGAGAAAAGAGGUUGUGAUGUUGCUCCUUCAACAUGAUGCUUGUGCUUCUGUCAUCAAUGGGAUGGCGCAGAUUCCUAAAGACAUUACCCAAAGUGCCGAGAUUAAAAGCAUGCUGGAGGCUGCUGAGAGGACUGAAGAGAGGAAACUGGAGGAGCAGCUGCUGGAAGCGGCUCGAGAAGGAGCCGUUUCUACACUCACAAGACUGCUAAACAUGAAGAAACCUCCAAAUAUAAACUGCACGGAUCUGCUGGGAAACACACCACUGCAUUGCGCUGCUUACAGAGGCCAAAAACAGUGCGCUGUCAAACUUCUGCAGCACAAGGCCAAUCCUAACAUCAAGAACAAAAAUGAUCAGACUGUUUUUGACUUGACUAAUGAUGCAGAAAUGAAGCAGAUCAUAGCAGGAAAUGUUGUGAAAGGCAUGACACGGCAUGUUAAAAUGUUUGAAGGGCCUCUUUGGAAGAGUUCAAGGUUUUUUGGCUGGCGCUCCUAUUGGGUGGUUCUUCAAGAUGGGGUUUUGUCAUGGUACCCUAAACAAACGGAUGCGGAUUCAAACACACACCGGCAAGGUUGUAAACCACUAACACAAGCACACUGCAUGAUUAAAGCGAAAGAUAAUUGCUAUUUCACGGUCAAAUGCUUUGACGACAGCAUUCACCAUUUCAAAGUGACCCAGAAGAACAACCCUGAAGAAAGCAGAAAAAUGUGGCUGGAGGCCAUCGAGGAGCAUUCGGCCUUCAGCACUCAUUACUGCUCACAGGAGCCUGACAGCGAGGAAGAGGAGGACAAUGCUGUGUCUGUGAAUGAGCUUUCUAAGUCACUUCAGCGGGCCGAGUCCUGUCAUCAAAGACUGGAGAAGGAGGUGUUGAGUCUCCAGUCCAUGAUGAAGGAAGACGGUCUGGCGGAAAAAAUCCCUGUGACGGUCAUUCAGAAGCUGAAGGAUGUCUGUGAAGCCUCCAGUGAAAGCUGCUCCUCACUGCACCAGUGUCUGGAGCUCUUUUCCAGACAAGAAGGAGUGCGCAGUGUGAAACUGGAGCAGGAGGUGGAGAAGAAUAAAAUCCUGUCGGAGGCUCUGCAGACUCUGGCCACUGAACAUCAUGAGCUGGAGCAGUCGGUGGUCAAAGGCUCGUCGCCCCGUAGUGUCCUCAGCGAAGACGAGUUCUACGAUGCUCUGUCUGAUUCAGACUCGGAGCCUGUGCUGAGCGGCUUCCAGACAGACGGACACUCACACGAAGACCAAGACGACUUCACGUCUGAGCUUUACUAUAGCGUCCCAGGACAACACAGUGGCAGGAUGUCCCAAGAGGAGCGUCGAGGAGAGGAAGAGGAUGAUGAAGAGGUGGCCAAUGUUAACGGAUUGAGGAAACACAGAACAAGUUUACCAGCCCCAAUGUUCUCCAGAAAUGACUUCAGUAUUUGGAGUAUCCUAAGGAAGUGCAUUGGGAUGGAGCUGUCUAAGAUCACCAUGCCUGUCAUUUUUAACGAGCCGCUCAGUUUUCUGCAAAGACUGACUGAAUAUAUGGAGCACACGUACCUCAUCCAUCAGGCUAAUUCUUCAGAAAACUCUAUUGAGAGAAUGAAGUGUGUGGCUGCGUUUGCUGUAUCGGCUGUGGCGUCUCAAUGGGAAAGGACAGGUAAACCCUUCAACCCCCUGCUAGGAGAAACGUACGAGUUAGUCAGGGAUGAUCUUGAUUUCCGGCUGAUAUCUGAACAAGUGAGCCACCAUCCUCCAGUCAGCGCUUUCCAUGCCGAGGGUUUGCAGAAGAACUUUGUGUUUCAUGGCUCCAUCUAUCCCAAACUGAAGUUCUGGGGCAAAAGCGUGGAGGCAGAACCUAAGGGCAUCAUCACUCUUGAACUUCCCAAGCAUAAUGAGGCAUACACAUGGACGAACCCCACAUGUUGUGUCCACAACAUCAUUGUGGGACAGCUGUGGAUUGAACAGUAUGGCAACAUGGAGGUUAUUAACCACAGAACUGGUGAAAAAUGCUGUCUGAAUUUUAAACCAUGUGGCCUUUUUGGGAAGGAAUUACAUAAGGUUGAGGGCUACAUCUUAGACAAGAGCAAAAAGAAAGUAUGUAUGCUGUAUGGCAAAUGGACGGAGUGCAUGUAUAUAGUCGACCCAGCUACAUUUGAAACUCACAAGAAGAAUGAUAAGAAGGCAUCAGAAGAGAAGAAAAGCAGUAAACAGCAAUCUCAGUCAUCAGACUCUGAAGAAACACCUCAACCAGGUGGAGAUUCUCUGGAGGUGAUCCCAGGAAGUCAUCUGCUUUGGAGAAUAGCACCCAGACCUGCCAACUCUGCCCAGAUGUACAGCUUCACUUCAUUCGCCAUGCAACUCAAUGAGCUGGAUAAAGAGAUCGAAUCAGUCAUCCCCAAAACAGACAGCAGACUGAGGCCAGACAUACGAGCCAUGGAGAACGGAGACAUCGACAUGGCCAGCGAGGAGAAGAAGAGAUUGGAGGAGAAACAGAGGGCGGCACGUAAGAACCGCUCCAAGUCAGAUGAUGAGUGGAAGACGAGAAACAUCGCUUCAGGCCCCAGGUGGUUUCAUCAAGGUCCCAAUCCACACAAUGGCUCUCAGGACUGGCUGUUCUCCAAUAGCUACUGGGACCGUGAUUAUUCCCAAGUACCGGACAUAUACUGACCUGCACAAAAAUCUUGCACUGUCAUUGAUAGACUGUAUAGUAAAAAUUACAUCUACUAUAACUAUUAAAACACAAACUCUGCACUGGUUGGCUAGGCCAACAUUUCAAACAUACAUAGUUUUUUGAGCAAGAGCUGUUUUAAUUCACUCUGUAGAGCUGAUUUUAGUUUUUACAAAUGUUCAUAUUUAAACAAACAUGCGACUAUCAAGGUUUUUAAGAAUUGCAGAUUGUGACAUAUCAUGAUGAAGAUUACUACAAGCUGGCCUUAAUCUACCAUAGCAAUAUGAGUGUACUGUAAUGGCAAUAAUAUGCUAUUUUACUCCUAUGAAAAUGAAAUGAAGAUUUAACAAUGGUAGAUUUUAGUAGUCCAGCAAGGCUCCGUUCUGAGACCAUUUUGUUUUCCGUUUACUAAAUUCAGAAAGUUCAUACAUUCCCUCCAUACUGUGAUAUAAAACCUAAUUGGUUAUAAAAAUGACUGUUACAUUUAAAUGUUAACUUUAAUAUGCAAAUUCACAGUCUCUAUUUACGAUACAGUAUUGGGACAGUGCAUUCCUGCUGCUUUUGUUGUGAUGUUGAUUUAUAGAGUUAACAUGUUGACUAAUAAAUUGUUAUAUUAUUUUAUAAUAUAACAAUCUUACUUUAAUUAUGUAUUUAUUUUGAGUCAGUUAUUCGUCUGUUUUAAAAGUUGGUCUUGAACAGGAACAUUGAGCUUUCGGUUGAUGAGUUAUACUUUUAACCCUAUAAAUUUACAUUGUGUUUGAGAGUUACAUGUUGUUGAGUGUAUUUUUUUUUUUUUUUAGAGAUUUAUCUUAACAAAUAUGCUUACAGGUGUUUAACAGAAUAAAUCUGUACAAAAAAGGCAUUAAAGGGAUAGUUCACCAAAAAUGUUAGUGUCCAACAUUCUUCAGUCUUCAAAGAUGACAGAAGUUUUAUUUUUAGGUGAACUGUCCCUUUACAUAUUGUAAUUACAUCUGAAAAAUACAAAUAAAAAACAGUUUACGAUCA
Danio aesculapii is the source of this 4260-nucleotide messenger RNA. It is a transcript of the gene osbpl1a, whose product is annotated as oxysterol binding protein-like 1A. The record is from RefSeq and is a predicted model, not a curated record. NCBI's taxonomy places the organism in Eukaryota, Metazoa, Chordata, Actinopteri, Cypriniformes, Danionidae. The transcript is spliced from 29 exons. Gene Ontology annotation, molecular function: protein binding; cholesterol binding. Bases 333 to 3254 code for a protein of 973 amino acids. Gene Ontology annotation, cellular component: membrane; intracellular membrane-bounded organelle; cytosol.